ACAUCAGCUUUUCUAUUAUGUGAUCCUUAUGACAGUAAAUGGAAAUUAUGUCCAAGGUAAAGCUCGAAUUAUUCAAGCUCCACCGAAUCCACUGUACGUUGUGAGUGGUGCGACAGCCAGGUUCGUUUGGGAUUACACCGUAGACAACAGGAAGGAAGAAUUUCAGUUAAGUUCACCUACAUGGAACUAUAACCAUGUUAAUGAAACACCUGUUGUAAUUGGAUAUGAUCAUGUCUUAAUAGACUGGAGAUGGACAAUCAGUAAUGGGACGUGUCCUACCAGACUUUUAUACCCUACCACUCGAGUCAGUAGAGAGUCCAAUGCUACCCUGGUUAUCUCUAAUGCCACUACUGCUGAUAGUGGAAUAUACGGGAUGAUUUUAUUAUUGAAGACUUUACCGCCAAUAGCAAGGAAAAUUCAGCUUUUUGUUACAACGCGUCCACAAUUCACCAGACAAUUUCAAGCAAACAAUAUAUUGCGUGAGGGAGAAGAUCUGCGUAUCAAUUGUUCUGCAAUUGGAAAUCCAACUCCAAACAUCACUUGGGUGUUACUGAAAGACCAAGCCAAGGAAAUAAAAAGCCAAGGAGUAGGUUUUGCUGACCUCGUUAUCCAGAACAUUACAAGACAUCAAAAUGGGACGUAUCAGUGCCAGGCAACCAACAACCCAAAUGAGUAUCCAGUGGAAACUCAAACACAAGUCACUGUAUGGUACAAACCUAAUAUAACGUUUCUAAACUGGACUGUCGACGAAA
Molecule: messenger RNA, 752 nt
Organism: Actinia tenebrosa (Australian red waratah sea anemone)
Lineage: Eukaryota; Metazoa; Cnidaria; Anthozoa; Actiniaria; Actiniidae
Product: immunoglobulin superfamily member 10-like
Biological process (GO): homophilic cell-cell adhesion
Cellular component (GO): plasma membrane
Source: RefSeq, a predicted model, not a curated record